Portunus trituberculatus (swimming crab) is the source of this 4224-nucleotide messenger RNA. RefSeq names its product C-Jun-amino-terminal kinase-interacting protein 4-like (gene syd). The record is from RefSeq and is a predicted model, not a curated record. Gene Ontology annotation, biological process: vesicle-mediated transport. Gene Ontology annotation, cellular component: cytoplasm. NCBI's taxonomy places the organism in Eukaryota, Metazoa, Arthropoda, Malacostraca, Decapoda, Portunidae. Gene Ontology annotation, molecular function: kinesin binding; signaling receptor complex adaptor activity; MAP kinase scaffold activity.
ACCUGCACGCCUUGAGGAACCCCCCGCGCACACGCAUACGCACGCACACCCCGGAGAAAUAAGGGAAAAGCGAGAAAAGAAGGAGAAAUGUGGGGGUUUGGCGUGCCCACUGGAGGAAGACAGUGAAGAAAUCUUGCUGAGCACGUCACCACCACCGCCACCACCAUGGACCUUCUGGAUGGCGAAACGGUGUACAACUCGCACGAUGAAUCCCAUGUGGUGAUGUCGGAGAAGGUUCAGAGCCUGGCGGGAAGCAUCUACCAGGAAUUUGAACGCAUGAUAACUCGCUACGAUGAGGAUGUCGUGAAGGAUUUAAUGCCCCUCGUCGUGAACAUCCUGGAAUGUCUCGACUUGGCCUACACGGAGAACCAGGAGCACGAGGUGGAGGUGGAGUUGCUGCGCGAGGACAAUGAACAGCUGGUGACACAGUAUGAGAGAGAGAAACAGCUGCGGAAGGCAUCGGAGCAGAAACUGCUUGAAUUAGAGGAUGGAAUGGAGGAGGAGAAGAAGAAAUGUCAGUCAAGAGUGGAGACCCUAGAAUCUAUUGUCCGAAUGUUGGAGCUUAAAAAUAGAAAUGCUUCGGAUCACGCCAGCAGGAUGGAGGACAAGUCAGAGGAGAUUAAGAAGGAAUACACAAAGUUACAUGAUCGUUACACAGAGCUCUUCAAGACACACAUGGACUAUAUGGAACGGACCAAGAUAUUAAUGGGCACUGACAGACUGGACCAGCUCGGGACAGCUCGGGGACGCAUUCCUGGCUUCAGUUUGGGGAAUUUGAAUAGGUCAUCAGGGCCAGUGUCAUUUGGAUUCAGCUCGUUUGAAGGCAACAAGUCCCUCACCUCUCCGGUUGACAUGACAGGCUCUGCAAACGGGUCACUUCAAGUCACGUCACUUAAGAAUGAACUACAGGAGGCGCAGGUUGGUCCAGACACCCCAGUGGUCCAUUCUGACAAGGGCCAACUCACAGAUGCCAUCGAACAGGCGGACCGGGAAACUGCCACAAAGGGGGGUUGGGUGGACGGUUUUAGCCCUGAGAGUGAAGUGAUGUCCUCUCCUGAAAUGGAGGAUCUUGAGGACAUAUCUUUGGACACCAGCGUUGGGCCCCACCACCUCCCCCCGGGCAAGCUGGCCAGACCUACCACUACACAGCACAAGGAGGAGCGCACAGGCAACACACUCUACCAGGAGAUCCACUUCCAGGAACCUGACGCCCUGGCUGAAAUGGACGAGGGGGCUGAUAUCACAGACAGUUGCAGUGAAGAUGAGGGACACUCGGCCCCCUAUGCUGGAAUGGGCAAGGAGGUGGAAAAUCUUAUCAUGGAGAACAAUGAACUGCUGGCUACCAAGAAUGCCUUAAAUAUUGUGAAAGAUGACCUCAUUGCCAAAGUAGAUGAACUAACAAGUGAGCAAGAGAUCCUGCGAGAGGAGAUCAAGUCCCUGAACGCCGUCAAGUCCCGCCUGCGUCUGCGCAUCACGGAGCUGGAGGACGAGGUCAAGAAGGUGAAGGAGGAGGCAGAGAAGGUCGCCAAGGCUGGGAAGUCUGACGAUGAGGAGGACGUACCAAUGGCCCAGAGGAAGAGGUUCACCCGCGUGGAGAUGGCCCGGGUGCUGAUGGAGCGGAACCAGUACAAGGAGAGGUUCAUGGAGUUGCAGGGCGUGAGGUGGACCGAGAUGAUCCGGGCCACACGCACGGACCCAGCCACUGAUAAGAAGAAUAAGCAGACUAUUUGGAAGUUCUUCAGCAACCUCUUUAGCACCUCAGAGAAGCCACAGAGAAAGCCACUUCCGUACGGCAACGUUCGAUACAGUGCACCAGCCAGCCAGGUGACCCCCGCCCUGGACACCAUGAGGAGGAAGAAUCUUGCCGACCACAGACGCAAGGGGCUCGAGAUUUUUGAUGCUGGAUUCUCGUCGGAAAAACUGCAACAACGAAGGGCUACUGAGCGACGUGAGCAGUACCGCCAGGUCCGCGCCCACGUCAAGAAGGACGACGGAAGAUUACAGGCUUACGGGUGGAGUCUUCCGGCUAAGACUGGGCAGAGGGCUAUAGAAGGGCCCCCCGCACCAGCCCCAUCAGCCGCCGCCGCCGCCGCAACCUCAGCGCCGCAGCAGAGGGGAGCGACGGCAGCCUCCUCGCAUAUUCCAGUCCCAGUGCCUGUUUAUUGCCGGCCACUAAUGGAAAAGGAGCCAGGCAUGAAGAUCUGGUGUGCGGCCGGAGUUAAUUUGACAGGUGGAAGGACUCGCGAUGGUGGAAGUAUUGUGGGGGCUAGCGUCUUCUACUCUGGGGAUACAGAGACCACCACAGUGAAGCCCGCCGAUGAUGUGGAGACACUCGACCAGGAACUUAAGGAAGGAGAGAGAGAGCGGAAGGAAGGUGAAUUACUGGAGCAGACCCUCUCCUCUCUGGUGUGGAUCUGCACCUCCACACACGCCAUCAGCAAAGUAACUGUCAUUGACGCCAACAACCCUGCUGACAUCCUCGAGUCUUUCCACGUGUGUUCCUCCCACCUCCUGUGUAUCGCUAGUGUUCCUGGUGCCAAGGAGAGCGACUAUUCCAUGGACGAAGACUUUAACAAAAUUGAGAAAACCACCACCACUACCACCACCACCACCACAGAGGGAGACACCGCUGGGGGAGGAAAGGCGGAAGAGAGUGCGUCUAUGGGUACUCUGUCCUUCAUCAGCUGUGCCGCAGGAGGGAAUAUUUUGACACAAUCACCGACAGCUCCAGAGACCCCAGAGAAGGAAAUUGAAGAAAUAAAGCCAGUUCUUCGCAAGGAAACCAUCCCAUGCACAAACCCAGAGCAGGACGAAGACCAUGCCAGUGUGGUGGGGGGCGAGGAGGGGGAGGGAGCGCCACCCCCUCGCCGCCUGCUACGGGAGCCCCAGGGGGUGGUCAAGGAUGGAGUGGAGGAAGCACAGCCCUCGGAAGACUCGGACAGUGUGGUGACUGAGGAGGUGGAGAAGAUGUCAUCCGUCCUGUCUACAAUGUGGCUUGGCUCUCAAAGUGGAUCCAUCUAUGUCCACUCGGCCGUCAGACACUGGAAACGAUGCCUCCACUCCAUCAAGCUGAGAGAUUCCGUGCUCUCCAUCGUGCACAUUAAGGGCCGUGUGUUGGCGGCCCUGGCGGACGGGACAGUGGCCAUCUUCCACCGGCGCGGGGACGGCCAGUGGGACUUAAACAACUACCACUUAUUGGACCUAGGACGGCCACACCACUCCAUUAGGUGCAUGCAGGCGGUCCAUGGCAGGGUGUGGUGUGGUUACAGGAACAAGAUUCACGUGGUUGACCCCAGGCACAUGACCAUUGAGAAAUCGUUUGACGCCCACCCCCGGAAGGAGUCCCAGGUGCGUCAGAUGGCCUGGCUGGGUGACGGGGUGUGGGUGAGCAUUCGCCUGGACUCCACCCUCCGCCUGUAUCACGCACACACCCAUCAACACCUCCAGGACGUAGAUAUUGAGCCUUAUGUCUCCAAAAUGCUGGGGACGGGCAAGCUUGGGUUCUCCUUCGUACGGAUAACAGCCCUCCUUAUCUCGUCACACCGGCUCUGGAUUGGUACUGGAAAUGGUGUCAUCAUAUCGGUGCCCUUAUCUGAGAGCGCCAACCCCAGGCCAGGACAGAGCGACUCCACCACCACCACCGCCAGCACCGCCAGCACCACCACCACCACCGCCGCCCCUGCCAGCAAGCCAGGUGGGGUGAUAAGGGUGUACACCGACAGCAGAGACCAAGUUACACCUGGUUCCUUUGCCCCUUACUGCUCUAUGGCCCAGGCACAGCUCUCCUUCCAUGGCCAUAGAGAUGCUGUUAAAUUCUUCGUCGCUGUUCCUGGUUUAGGAGGCUAUACCACCCUUACAGCUGCCCCAUCGGCCCUGGCCCUGCGCGCUGUGACGGAGAAAGAGGGAGAGGGAGAGCUGGCCACUGAGAAACCCAAGAGCAUGUUGGUGAUCUCUGGAGGUGAAGGCUACAUUGACUUCAGAAUUGCGGAUGAAAGAGAAGAGGACAGGGACACAGCCAGCCACCUCUUGGUCUGGCAUAUUCCACCGGAGGAUAAUCUUUCGCAUCUAAACUCCCUUCCACCCUCCACCUCCUCCACCCCGCCCCCUCCACCUCCUCCGCCGCCCCCUCCUCCCCCUCCUCCACCCCCAAUCCAACCCCCCGACCAUGCGUAGCCAAGCAGAGGCGGAAAAUGGAUGGAGCUGAUCGGAAGGUGGCACGCGACA